Messenger RNA from Cajanus cajan (pigeon pea), 1238 nucleotides. The record is from RefSeq and is a predicted model, not a curated record. NCBI's taxonomy places the organism in Eukaryota, Viridiplantae, Streptophyta, Magnoliopsida, Fabales, Fabaceae.
CUUUAUCCAUAACGAUCUUGUCUGCAAUGUCAAGUUUGUUCCAAAUUUGGAUACACUACUCGGCUGCUAACAUCGCUUUGAUCCAACCUAUGCUGCUAAUCAAUCCUAUUCGUCGAGUUGACAAAGUUUGCGAUAUCAGUCUCACACAGGAAGAUUUUUAUGCUGUUGUGGAUUGGGCAUACAAGAUUGAUCCUUUAUGUUGCAUAUCAAUGCAUGGAACUACAGAACGCUAUCUCUCUAGUCAAAAAGCUGAUGCAGCAGGAUUUGUACGCAUUCUGCUUGGUGACUUGGAGUCUCGCAUAUCUAUGUUGUUCAGUCGUUUUGUUGAUGAAGCAUGCCAUCAGAUUGAAAGACAUGAGCGCAAUGCUCGCCAAACGGGUGUCCUACCGUACAUUCCUAGAUUUGCAUCCCUUGCAACACGGAUGGAGCAGUAUAUAUCAGGACAGUCGAGGGAUUUGGUUGACCAAGCAUACACAAAAUUUGUUAGCAUAAUGUUUGUAACUUUGGAAAAAAAUGCACAAGCAGAUCCAAAGUAUGCAGAUGUUUUUCUUAUCGAAAACUAUGCGGCAUUUCAGAAUAGUUUGUAUGACCUUGCCAAUGUGGUGCCCACUUUGGCCAAGUUUUAUCAUCAAGCUAGUGAAGCCUACGAGCAAGCUUGCACCCGCCAUAUUAGCAUGAUUAUCUACUAUCAAUUUGAACGCCUAUUCCAGUUUGCUAGAAGGAUUGAGGACUUAAUAUUGAAUAAUGUUGCACCUGAAGAGAUUCCUUUCCAGGUUGGGUUGUCAAAAGUGGAUCUGCGGAAGACGUUAAAAUCCAGUUUGUCAGGGGUGGACAAGUCCAUUGCUGCGAUGUACAAGAAGUUGCAGAAGAACUUGACUUCGGAGGAACUGUUACCUUCCUUAUGGGAUAAAUGCAAGAAGGAUUUUCUUGAUAAGUACGAGACUUUUGUCCAACUUGUCGCCAAGAUUUACCCUGCUGAAUCAGUCCCUUCUGUAGCAGAGUUGCGAGAUCUUUUAGCUUCCAUGUAAAGCUCUAUACCUUCUUCAAUUAUUUUGCCUUGUAAUCACUUUUUUAUGACGACGUAAUUCGAUUUACUUAAUUUCUGGUCUUAAUUACUUGAAAGCAAGCACUGUAGUGCAUCAUAGAAAGAAUGUGAUGAAUAAUGUUUAAUUACUUGAUCAAGAAUGUGAUGAAUAUCGUAGCUUAUGUUUAAUUUUAAUACUUUGAUUACCUUUUGA